AAGGAUCCAAAUGGAGUUCAUGGGAGACCGAGCUGAUGCUGUAGAAGUUGACGAACCAGUGAGCCCGACUGGUCAGUACUUCAACAGUUCUGUGCUCUCCAUCUCCAUCCUCGCUGCUUUGGAAUCUGACAUUCCCAUUGAUGGCUCACAGACCAACUCUUUGCUUAAAACUGUUUUCCUCCCAAUAAACCCUCGCUUCUCCUCUAUCAUGGUUAGAGACGAGCACGGUGUGAAGCAAUGGAAGAGGGUGGAUGUGAAAGUGGAAGAUCAUGUUCAUGUCCCUAUCUUUCCAGAUGGGUUAUCGCCGGAAUCUUACGACGAGUACUUGCAAGAAUAUUUGGCCAAAAUAGCCAUGGAAAAGCUCCCACAAAGCAGGCCCUUGUGGGAGAUUCACUUAAUCAAAUACCCAACAAGUAAUGCAGCUGGGACUGUAGUAUUUAAGCUUCAUCAUGCACUGGGUGAUGGCUUCUCACUCAUGGGAGCUUUAUUUAAUUGCUUAAGAAGGGCUGAUAACCCUUCUCUUCCUUUAACAUUUCCUUCAUCAAGGCAGGGUCUCAUCAGUUCUGAUUCCAACAACAGAAGAAGAAGUAUCUUUAAGAGAGUGACUGAUAUUCUCUCAAUGUUCAUCAACACUACCUCGGACUUUGCAUGGAGCAUUCUCAAGAGCAGUUUCGUAGAAGAUGAUUGGACACCAAUCAGGGCUGGCAAUGAGGGGGUGGAGUUCCGGCCUAUCACCAUUUCAACUGUGACAUUCUCUCUUGACCAGAUCAAACAAAUCAAGGACAAGCUUGGUGGGACAAUUAAUGAUGUCAUUACUGGGAUAAUAUUCUACGGAACACGGCUAUACAUGCAAAAUUUGGGUCCUCCAGGUUCUAGCAAUUCACAUUCGACGGCACUGGUGCUCCUAAACACUAGAAUAAUCAAUAAUUAUCAAAUGUCACUUAAGGAGAUGAUGAAUAAACCAGAUUCCAAGUCACCAUGGGGCAAUCGGUUCGUCUUCUUACAUGUGUCGAUUCCUGAUUCGGCUGAUGCAGAAAUGGUGAACCCCCUUGACUUCGUCCACAAAGUACGGGAAAUAAUUAAGAAGAAAAGGGGGUCAUUAGGGGUUUAUCUUACUGGCGGACUACUAGAAAUGAUAAGGAAAAUCAGAGGUCCUGAGACAACAGCUCAAUAUGUCCAUAGCACAUUAAAGAACACGAGCAUGGCGAUCACGAAUGUGAUUGGGCCAAUGGAGCAAAUAUCAUUGGCUGAUCAUCCUGUUAGGGGAAUGUACUUCAUGGUGGUUGGCGGACCUCAGAGUCUUACAGUAACAAUUGUGAGUUACAUGGGAGAGCUAAGGGUAGCAGUUGGAGCAGAGAAAGGUUUCAUAAAUGAGAAAUUGUAUAUUUCUUGCUUGGAAAAUGCCUUCACAAGAAUAUUUAAAGCUGCUGUAUGCAAUCCUUGAUUACAUGGAAGUAAAAGAGGGUACAC
Telopea speciosissima is the source of this 1470-nucleotide messenger RNA. Its product is annotated as wax ester synthase/diacylglycerol acyltransferase 4-like. Gene Ontology annotation, cellular component: plasma membrane. Lineage: Eukaryota; Viridiplantae; Streptophyta; Magnoliopsida; Proteales; Proteaceae. The record is from RefSeq and is a predicted model, not a curated record. Gene Ontology annotation, biological process: triglyceride biosynthetic process. The transcript has 5 exons. Gene Ontology annotation, molecular function: long-chain-alcohol O-fatty-acyltransferase activity; diacylglycerol O-acyltransferase activity. The coding region runs from base 11 to 1444 and encodes 477 amino acids.